CUUUCCACGCAGGACGCGCAGCAGCCAUCCCACAUGCACCUCCAAACAUUUUUUCUCGUGAUUUUUAAGGGAGAUUUUAUUUAGAGGCGGCGCUUGUUCCGGAGCAGCGUCGCAGCGACACUUUUUUCUCUCUCUUUCCUCCCCCCUCCACCUCCCCCCAAUCCCUGUUGAAAGAGUUUGACCAGGGCCAGAGUUUGGUACUGGGGGUCGCUCAUUUAGCUCAGUAAUAACCUGAAGGGUGAUUGCUGUGCUUUUUUUAACCCAGCAUUUUUUUUAAAUUUAUUUUGUAUUUAAUUUAUUUUUUUAAACUCUUGACUAUCCUAUUAAGAUCUGGCAGCCUUUCGAGAUUUUUCCUUUCAGAUCAUGAACAAACUAUAUGUUGGGAAUUUGAGUCCUUCGGUCACUGUCGAGGACUUGAAGCAGCUCUUCGAGGAGAAGACGCUGCCAGCGCCCGAGCAGGUCCUGCUGAAACCCGGCUAUGCUUUUGUAGACUUCCCCGAUCAAAACUCGGCCAUAAAGGCUAUUGAGACUCUAUCCGGUAAAGUUGAAUUACACGGAAAGGUGAUAGAAGUAGACUACUCUGUUCCCAAAAAGCUAAGGAGUCGGAAGAUCCAGAUCCGGAACAUUCCCCCCCAUCUACAGUGGGAGGUUUUGGACAGCCUUCUAGCUCAGUAUGGUACUGUAGAGAACGUGGAACAAGUGAACACUGAUACUGAAACAGCAGUGGUGAAUGUUACAUACGCAACCAAGGAGGAAGCUAAAGAAGCCAUUGAGAAGCUGACGGGACACCAGUUUGACGACUACUCCUUCAGCGUGUCGUACAUCAUGGACAUGGACGCAGCUCCACCCAUCCAGGCUUCCCGAGCAAAGCGAGGAGGUAGAUCUUCUCGGGACCAGGGCCCCCCUCAGCCCGGGCCGUCGGGAGGGUUUGGCUCGCCACGCCUUCGACAGCCCGACUUCCCCCUACGAAUGCUCGUGCCUACUCAGUUUGUGGGAGCCAUUAUCGGAAAGGAAGGCCUUACCAUCAAGAAUGUCACAAAACAGACUCAAUCCAAGGUAGAUAUUCAUCGGAAAGAAAAUGCAGGUGCAGCAGAAAAACCCAUCACCAUCCACUCGACACCGGAAGGCUGCUCCUCUGCUUGUCACAUGAUCCUAGACAUCAUGCAGAAGGAGGCCAACGAGACCAAGAUGACGGAGGACAUCCCUCUGAAAAUCCUCGCCCACAACAGCCUGGUGGGCCGGCUGAUUGGGAAGGAGGGUCGCAACCUGAAGAAGAUUGAGGAGGAGACCGGGACCAAGAUAACCAUCUCCUCGUUACAAGAUUUAACCAUUUACAACCCUGAGAGGACCAUCACGGUGAAGGGGAGCUUGGAGGCUUGUUGUAAAGCUGAAGAGGAGAUCAUGAAGAAGCUGAGGGAAGCCUAUGAGAACGACGUUGCUGCUAUAAAUCAACAGGCCAACUUAAUCCCAGGCCUGGGCAUCUUCUCCUCGGGCCUGCCGGUGCUGCCCCCUUCUGCUGGACCACGAGGUGCAGUGUCCCCUGUAGUACCAGCGGGAUACAACCCAUUCUUAAGUCACUCUUCACAUCUUGGGGGUCUGUACGGAGUUCCUCCUGCAAGUGCCAUGCCUCACCAGCACUCACAACAGGCUCCAGAACAGGAGGUCGUCUACCUCUUUAUUCCAACUCAGGCAGUCGGGGCCCUGAUAGGCAAAAAGGGCCAGCACAUCAAACAACUCGCUCACUUCGCUGGGGCGUCCAUCAAGAUCGCCCCAGCUGAGAGCCCAGAUGUUGCUGAGAGGAUGGUUAUCAUCACUGGAACUCCAGAGGCACAGUUUAAGGCACAAGGUCGGAUAUUUGGGAAGCUGAAAGAGGAGAACUUCUUCUCAGGAAAGGAGGAGGUCAAACUGGAGACGCACAUCAAGGUUCCCUCGACAGCAGCCGGCAGGGUCAUUGGCAAAGGUGGCAAAACGGUAAAUGAGCUGCAGAACCUCACGAGCGCAGAGGUCAUUGUGCCGCGGGACCAAACUCCUGACGAGAACGACGAGGUCUUUGUGAAAAUCAGCGGGCAUUUCUUUGCCAGUCAGACUGCACAGAGGAAGAUCCGGGAGAUCAUUCAGCAGGUCAAACAGCAGGAACAGAAGCACCAGCAGGGCGCAGCCGUGUCACCACAUCACUCCAAGUGACCAGCAAGGUGGCUCCAGCAGGCGCCAGCCAAUGAAUGUAGCCCUCCCAGAUGGACAGAGACCUACCCAGGCUAAGGCCAAGGCCAAGGGGGGACAUGCAGGGCUGACCAACAGCACUGGGAUCAAAACCAAAGAACUUCGCUAUGGGGGGAAACAAGUGAGAGAGCCAAAGGCUGAGGGCGUCGCAUGCACUGCCAGCCCUGCGAGAGCAGAGCAGACAGGGUAGGAGAAACUGUACUGAUGCUACAUAAUGGAAAGACCAAAAAAAAAAAAAAAAAGAAGAAAGGAUGAUGGAAACAGCAUAAAAAUCGGAAACUGUUGACUCAUUCGUAAAAAAAAAGAAGGUAAAACAGGAAAUACGUCGCCCUGCAUAACGUUAUCUCUUUAGUUGGACUAAUAUACGCCUAACAAACAGAUCGAACAAAUAAAGUCUUUUAACACGAGCGCACACGAGGCAUUUUGACUGACAUAGUGAGUUAGAACCAGAGUGACCAAGGGCACCUCCUUGUCUGAGGUAUUUAGAUCAUCAGAUUAAAUAUCCUUAGCAGUAUUAAUUCAGACUAGAGACGUACACUGACACACACUUAGAUCAAGCGUUGUUGUUUCUGAUUUAAUCCAAACAACAGUUCGGCUAAGUGCAGUUUUUUAAUGGUUAUCUUGUUCAGGAGACUGAACUGUGAAAGCCACGCAGAGCAGUUCUUUAGUUUGUUUGCAGUUCAGAAUUAAAAAAAAAAUCAUAAAAAUAAUGCCCUCAGUAGCUAUGAUGAACGAGUUUUUGUAACAAGCCUGUGUGUGUGCCAAUGCAAAAGAUAACGCCUCUUUCAGAUGGCUCUCUUUUUUGAAAGUUGUUUUUCUUUUCUGCUAACUUCUGCUUCACUUUCUUGUCACUUUGGUCAUCCAGCGAUGUGUUUUUAAUCGGUUACAGAUUUUUGUUGAUGUGGAGAAGCGGUUUUGUUUCGUAGCCUUUUGAUGACAUUGAACUGACUGCCACUUAAAUGCAACAGAGGGGGUUUUUAAUUUUACCUUUGCAGGUAGUUUCACACUCCAAUGCCUGUACAGCGAUGUCUAAAUUCAGUCUUGUCCAGAUGUUUAAAAAAAGGCAUUAUUCUCGAUAAUCAGAGCAAAACUCGAUGUCCUAGAUUCAAGAAAAAAAAAAAAGAUAAAGCAUGCACCUUUGUAAGUGAGCGACCUUUUGUUUUGAAUGUGCAUCGACACACGCUUGGACUUAAGGGGACGACACACGGUGUGAGGUGAGGGCCCAGAUGUGGGACGGGUGUGGUGGAAGGAGGCGGGGCUAUUGUAUGACCUGUGGAACACACACGGCCGUGAAACGUGACCGCGUUUGGCUUUAAACCUCUCUUGUCAGGGAGCUUCUUCUAAAAAAAACGGCAUGACAGCUGUGAAUGUACAAUAUGCAGCCUUUUUUUUUAGAAAACCACCCCUGCCGUGUCCAGCAGGCUGGCCCAGCGGCACACGACACUUGCAGAUUGUCACCCUCACUCUUGCUCUUUCUGCUUAUUUUUUGGCUUUUUACUUCUUCUUUUUUAAAAAUAAUUUCUGUUGAGCUGGCCAACUGCCCUGCGAGCACGCUGGACAUGCAGGUCAUGGUGUCCUUUUGUGCUUUACUUUGGAGACCAUGGAAGCUUGUUGCCUUAUUUUGUCACCCCUCAGACAACGCCCAUCAGCUUCAUCUUCCAGACGCAAGGUUAUUGCCAAUUCGCACAGCUUCCUUCACGUGUUAUCAGCGUGCGUGUGUGUGUGUUUGUGUGCGUGCGCAUAUGUGUGUGUGUGUAUAUAUAUAAAAAAAGAGUAAAAAUAAUAUUUAUGAAUCUAUUUUUUUCCUAUUUUGUGAUGAGAUCUAUUGAUAAGAAACAAAAAGAAAACAAAGUCCUUCUUUUUUCCCUCAGUGGGACACUGCCAUAUUAUUUUGAAGGGAAGUGUUUAUUUUCUUGAAAACUAGACUAUGAAUAAUAUAAAAACCUGAAAAACUAGGAGAAGAAUAAAGUGAACCACCGCGUUAACUUUGGAUGUGAACAGUGCGCAUGUCAGUAUUGUGAUCUACCUCAGGCUUCAGGGUACCUCAGUCCAAUCUUUCAUUUCCCCUUUUUGUAUGCCUUGUUAACUGAUCAUUUUGAGCGUUUUUAAUUUCCUUUUUUAAUGAAAUGAGAAGAUCUGCAGUAAUGUCUACACUCUUCAGGUCCAGCCGACUAGUGAAACUUUGUAUAAACCAUAUUCUGUUGGACUGUUUGACUUCUACAAGAAGAUAAACGAUUAAGUUGAUUUAAGGAGAAAAAAAGAAAAGAAAUGAAGAGCAGGAUCUUUGGGGUACAUCCCUGCCCGAUGUGGUUCUGAAUGUGGAUGUGUACUGAAUUCACCACCAGAGAAAGACAAAACACACAGAAACUAACCAACUAUACCUCCUGUUUUUUGUUCCCAACUUGACCUUCAGGUUAUUUUUAAAACUGUACGUGAGAAACUAUGAAGUUUAUGAGAGAAGAUUUUUUGAACAACCUGACUUAAUCUUUACCAGCAUGAUCUUGGAUUCAUUUGAAGAAGGAAAAAAAAGAAAGAAAUCAGCAAAAAUACACUGACGGGACAUCCAAACGAGGUGUAAAACCCAAGUCUUCUGUGUAGGAUGUAAAACAACUCUAGUCGUUGAAAUGUCACUGUGUGCAACAAGAAAACUGUAUAUCUGUAAACAUGUACUAUAGAGUCUCACGUAACUGCAUCGUUUCCCGUCUCUCUCUCUGUCUAACACCAGUUUGGCCCUGUGUCGGCAUAGUCGGUGGGAAAGUUCGGAGCGUCGCAGCUUUUCCUCAAACUGACCUCUGAGCAGAUUUCCCACCCGUCUGCUGAUCUGACUUCUUGGUGUGCUGUACAUUUCAGAAUCCAUGGCUGAGUUUAGCUACUAAAAUCCAACGUAGGGCAAAGAAAUAGAAAAAAAUAUAUCAAUUUAGGAAAAAGUGUCUUUUGGAGACGUUGUUUGUAACUUGAUUUGUACUUUUGGAGACUUUUGUCAUCAGAUGAGGCGGAUCAUCUUUUUGUCCCGAUGAACACAAAACUUGCAGUAAAAAAAACAUUUAUAGAAAGGUCUAUCAAACUCACACAAUGCCUGAGGCUGCAGCCUCCCCCACAGCCGGUACAGUACCUCAUACUGAUGAUAAAGUUCACCGGACCUGAUCAGGGUCCCCCGACCUGACCGAUGUCCCGUGACUCCUGCGGUGGUCUGUAUCACUUUAGUAGAGCAUGUGUUGAAGAAAACAGCUUCUCAUUGUAGCACUGAAAGUUGUCACUUAAUCUUUUUGUCCAGAUAAGUUUCUCCUGUGUGCAGAGGACGCCUUGGGCCUCUGUCUCUCGUGUUUUUGGCUCUUUUGAAUCACCGGUUUCCCUCUAGUUGGGGGCUGAAUAACAUCCUGGUUGCUAUGAGGGUGAAUCUGUAAGCAGGGUAUCUGCAGGUUUAAGGGAGACAAAUUUAAGAUUUUUUAAGACCUUUUUAAAGGCCACUGACCAAAUUUAAGCUAUUUUUUUAAAUUAAAUUUAAGCUAUAAUUUCCGGCUAUUGCCUGGAACCGGUGCUAACCACGUUGUGAACGUGGGAUUAGCCAUCCAGUUACCAUUAAUGUUGCACUUCCCCAUGGUGCAAACUCCCACUAGCAUGCUCAUCUAAAAAUAGCCCCCUUUCACAACCAACCGAAUGUGUACGGUUCCACUUACGCCAAUAUCAAACACAAAAAAUGCUGAACUAACUAGAAAUUCACGAAAAUUUUAUGGAAAUAAAAGAAUCUUGUUUAUUAGGUCUUUGGUAAUUUAAGACCUUUGGAAACUAUUUAAGGAUUAUUUGUCAUUUUUAAGGCCUUAAAUUUGGAAAAGCAAAUUUAAGACUUUUUAAGGACCUGCGGAUACCCUGUGUAAGGAUGGUAGUAAUCUUUAUUUUUAUUAUUAUUUCUAAGGACUGGUAUUUCUAGGUUUUGUGGGGUGUUGUUAGGAAUUAAUUUUUCAGUACCAGCGUACCACAACUACACACAUCACUGUAGAGUCGGAUCACACGGUGUUUGAAUAGCUAUGGCUUCCGUUUGUUUUCUGAUGAUCCGGUUUUCUCGUCAUGAUUAAAGGAUGUAGUCUGGUGCAGUAGCUGGGAUUUCAUAAUUUCCAAUCCUGUUAGAUCACUACCAAUGUUACUAGUUGUUAAUCUGUGGUGGAAAAAAAAAUAACCUAGCUAGGACUUUGAACUGAUCUUGGAAUUAAAAUCGGAGAGCAAAGCAAAAAUAAAAAAGGGUUUUCUUUUGUUAAGAUGAAGGGUUAAGAGGGUAAACGGGCCUGAAAAUGUGCUCUAUAUGUGGGAAGAAAAAAAGAGUGAUUCAACACCAUUCAAAACAUUAUGGGUCAGGUGAUGAAGGAUUUAAUCCGGUCACAUGUAUGCAGAACCACUGCAGUGUUUUGUUUUUAUCUGAUUUUCUUGUUAAAUGCAAAGCAUUGCAUGAGAUUGAUGCAGCUGAUGGAGGACGUACGACACGUCAAACAGCACUAAUCUUACAUGGAUCUGACUCUUAACUGCAUAUCACUAUUUGGGAGGUUCUUUUGGUUUCCUCAGUAGGUUUAAAAACAUAACCCUCAAGUCCAACAUGACCCACAGGCCAAAAGGCUCCAAACACCUCAAGCUAAUCUGUGACUGUGAGCCGGACGGACGAGCUACGUCGCUCUGGUAACAGCUGAGCUGUUGUUUUGAGUUGUGAAUGAACUGUAUUGCUGAGCAACCUGGAUCUGAGCAAUAAAGAUUAUUUGAAAGAGAAAA
Nothobranchius furzeri (turquoise killifish) is the source of this 6975-nucleotide messenger RNA. RefSeq names its product insulin-like growth factor 2 mRNA binding protein 2a (gene igf2bp2a). Gene Ontology annotation, cellular component: cytosol; nucleus; cytoplasm. Lineage: Eukaryota; Metazoa; Chordata; Actinopteri; Cyprinodontiformes; Nothobranchiidae. The record is from RefSeq and is a predicted model, not a curated record. Gene Ontology annotation, molecular function: mRNA 3'-UTR binding. Gene Ontology annotation, biological process: nervous system development; regulation of gene expression.